AAGCACCUGUCUGGCUGGAGGACGUGGCUCUCGCCCAGCCCCUAGGGGGGGUUGUGUGCUCCUGUAGGCCGAGCGCGCUUCUUUUUUUUGUGGAGCUGCGUUUGUAAAAGCGACUUUUAAUUGGUUUGAGGUCCCCGAGUAUGUAAAGAGACGCGGAUGGCUCCUCCCAUGCACCUGAUGGGGAGUAUUUACAGCUCUUUACAGCUAACUCGCUUGCACUGUUUCCAAAGAGCGCAGCGACGCACCAUGACACUCCACUGGACUUAAAGGAGCAAUAAGGAUUUCCGUCUCCACGCAGUAAAACUCGCCGCUGUGUAUUAUUAUUUAUUUAUUUUCACGACAAAAAAAGGUUUGGCAAUAAGUUGCCCAGCACUUUUUUUUUGUUGCCAAGAUGCCGCGCUCAUUUCUGGUCAAGAAACAUAUAAACUCCGCAAGGAAGCCAAAUUACAGCGAGCUGGACAGCCCGACAGUGUUCAUCACGCCGCACAUCUACAGGGGGAUCCCCCAGCCGGAGAUCCUGAGCCCGGCCGCCUACAGCCCCAUCACCGUGUGGACUACCAGCAGCUUGCCGCUGUCUCCGCUCCCCAGUGACCUCUCCCCCAUCUCCGGAUACCCAUCGUCGCUCUCCGACGCCUCCUCCAAAGACCACAGCGGCUCCGAGAGCCCGAGGAGCGACGAGGACGAGCCGAUGCUCCCCAAACUCACGGACCCUCACGGGGUGGAGGCAGAGAAGUUCCAAUGCGGGCUGUGCAGCAAGUCCUACUCCACGUACUCUGGACUGCUGAAGCACAAGCAGCUGCACUGCGACGCCCAGGCGAGGAAAUCCUUCAGUUGUAAAUACUGCGAGAAGGAGUACGUGAGCCUGGGGGCUCUCAAAAUGCACAUCAGGACUCACACGUUGCCUUGCGUUUGCAAAAUAUGCGGGAAGGCGUUCUCCAGACCGUGGCUGCUCCAAGGACACAUCAGGACGCACACCGGAGAGAAGCCGUUCUCCUGCCCUCACUGCAACCGGGCCUUCGCCGACAGGUCCAAUCUCAGGGCUCACCUACAGACCCAUUCGGAUGUGAAAAAAUACCAAUGCAAGAACUGCUCCAAAACCUUCUCCCGGAUGUCUCUGCUGCACAAGCAUGAGGAAUCUGGUUGUUGCGUAGCACACUGAAACCGGGAUACUAUUCCACCAGCGCCAGAAGAAAAGAAAACAAAACCCUCUUGUUGCUUCUAUUUUUUUUGUUUUUUUUCCCCCCAGGAGAACUGUCAGGGAAUCACUUCGAAGGGGGUUUGUUCCCACAUAUGCAGACAUUUUUUUCUUCUUCAUUUUUUUCCUCCCUCCUUCUCCUUCGAGCGGUCCAUUUCAUUUCAGAGUGAGAAAUAUCUCCGGCGCUCACGUGCUUCUCGUCUCGAGCGGCGUGUUUCUGUCGUGUCGUGUACUUACUUACCUACCUGUGCUAUUCAUGCACUUUUCUCCCCCCCUGCAUGUCUAGAAUGUUUUAUUAUGCCUUCACAAUGUUAUCGUCAGUGUUUUGUAUAAUGUGUCUAUCAAUGGCUGUUAUGCAGUCCUCCACUUUUUUUUUUUCUUCUUCUACAGACCACACAAACGAUACCAAAAAGGCGCAUUAUGAAUGACAGUACACGUAUAACAAGAGGAAUACCGAAGCCAUUGUUACUUAGGGAACAAGUGCAAACUUUGUUUUUUGGGUGAAAUUAUUUUUAACUUUUGCACAGUCAUUAGAAACCUGCACUCGAAGAGCAGAACAACCCUUCUCAAGUGCCUCCGUUUGCCUCGGCAAUAAUAUGUAUUAUUCAACAGUUUCCUGUUUCUAUUUUUAUAUAUUGAAUGUAAGCGUGACUGAGAUGAUUGUAUAUUUACAGUGAAAACUGUGAUGCAGAAUGACUUUUUUCAUAUUUUCAUAUUUUUCAUGACACUUUUUAGAAAAAUAAAGUUUCAUGACAUUUUGUAUAA
Molecule: messenger RNA, 1960 nt
Organism: Pseudoliparis swirei
Lineage: Eukaryota; Metazoa; Chordata; Actinopteri; Perciformes; Liparidae
Gene: snai2
Product: snail family zinc finger 2
Exons: 3
Coding region: 392-1159 (255 amino acids)
Biological process (GO): regulation of DNA-templated transcription
Molecular function (GO): RNA polymerase II cis-regulatory region sequence-specific DNA binding; DNA-binding transcription factor activity, RNA polymerase II-specific
Source: RefSeq, a predicted model, not a curated record